This is a messenger RNA of Cuscuta campestris, 1859 nucleotides long. The record is from the annotation of a GenBank genome assembly. Lineage: Eukaryota; Viridiplantae; Streptophyta; Magnoliopsida; Solanales; Convolvulaceae.
CACUUAAUGUUCUUUUGUUAGAUUCACUCCUCAGCUUUUGCUGAGCGUGUAGUUGUUUUUGCUACACGCAGGUAGACAUGACGGUGCAGAGAAUGAGUCAAGCAGCAGGCAACGACGGACAGGCUGUCCCAGAGGGGGAGCCUGAGCACGUGAGCGUGCACACUGAAGCAUCAAGCUUGACACCUCAGCAGGCCUCCGAGCAGGCAGUCCCGGGCACAGGCCCUGUUCCGGAAGGCAUCCCUAUCAUUCAGCCGCAGUUCGCGGCUAACUUCAUGAACUUCCUCCAGCAGAUGGCUGGAGCAUACGUUCCACCGCCACCACCACCGCCGCCACCAGUGGCAGUGGUCACCAUCGAGAAGCUCCGGAAGAAUGGAGCUGAGGAAUUUUUGGGCGAUCAGAUCGCCGACCCCAUGAUCGCUAAACGAUGGUUUGAGCGAACCAUCCGAGUGUUGGGGAACCUGAGGGUUCCACAGGAGCAGCGUGGCGACCUCGCAGUUGCCUUACUCCAGGAUUCCGCCUACGACUGGGGGAAGCGCGUAGGAGUAGAUGUUCCGGAGCCCGUGCAGUGGGCCACAUUUGAUCGACUCUUCCAUGAAGAGUACAUCCCCGAGCACUUCGUCGAGGCGAAGGGAGAAGAGUUCCUGAAGUUCACCCAGGGUGAACUCACUCUACCCGAGUAUCGUCAGAAGUUUGACGAGCUCGCAGGGUUUGGGCAGGACCUCGUCCUGACAGUGGAGAAGCGGUGCAAACGCUUCGUGGAGGGCUUACGUCCCGACCUUUCAGCUCAUCUAAUCAUAGCUCCUCGGGGUGACAUCAACGCGUUGUACAAAAAUGCGUUGGACUUGAAUGCGGCCCUCAUCAAGAAGGCUGAGUUUGAGCAGACGCAAGGGGCGUCAGCAGCACCAUCUCGUCCUCCUCUACCCAAGAAGGCGGGGACCAAUGGCAAGAGGUCCUUUGCAGCGCCUAGCAGCUCUCACCAGAGCAAAAAGGUGAAGUCAGCCCCAGCCCAGUCAUCUGCGUCCGUUCAGAAGAAGGGAAAGAGCAGAGAUGGGUUUCGCAACCCGAUCUGCGACCAUUGUGGGCGUAGGCACCCAGGAGAGUGCUGGUUCACUCAGGGCCUAUGCCUUGGGUGUGGCCAGACCGGGCAUUUCCGUAGAGAUUGUCCGAAGAAUCCGGGUGAGGCAUUCUCAUCUUCACCAGCCGCCUCAGCCCCAGCAGCGCAGCCCGGCCAGAGCCAGAAGUCGGCGGCAGCAUCCAGUCAGCCCAAGCGGCAAGCGUCAGGUGCCCAGGCAGGAAAGGCCCCGGCCCGUAUGUGCGCGAUGCGAGGGCGUACCGAGCAGCCAGCCCAUGACGUCAUCAUGGGACUGGACGCGAAGCGUCCAACCCCAGCCGUCCAGAUCCAAAGCGUCCAAAGUUGGACGCCUCGCACGGCCCGUCCAUUCGCUGCUUGCCACGCGUCUUUCGUGAUGCCCAAUCAUCGCCAAGCGUCCAAGGGGAAGCGUCCAGCUUGCAAGCGUCCAAGGUUGGACGCCUUGGGCCUUUUCCUGUGGGCUUUGCCGCGGCUUGAUCCAAUUCAGGCCCAGUUUCAAUUUUCACUUUGCUUUGCAAUUUGUUUCAGCUCCCUCCGAUAUUCUCAUGAUAAAAUUCUUAGUUAAAAACUUCUUUUUCUUCCAAAUAUGAGUAGAAAAAUCAACAAUCAAGACUGGACAAACUUUAAACCAGUUAUUGUUCCUUAAAGAACAAAUCAAAGAUAUUGUUCAGUUUAACAUAAAAUUAUGUAUUUCUUAUCACUAUUUUCGUGCAAUACCGCUUAAAAUAUGUAGAAUAAAAUAAGAACAAAAUGAACUUAUCAAAUUCCU